UGCCCUCCCCCCCCCCCCCUCUAAUCCUGUAGAUUACCACUGCACAACCCUGAUGGCUGCGAGCGCUUCGUUUGUGCUGCACAGCUUCUUUACAUUGAUCCUUUUUUGGUUGCCGUUGCAUUGCUGAAUGAAGUCGACAAAGAUGGAUAGAGGCUGUUAGGAGAAGGGGUCAAAGUGCGACGGUGGGUUUUGCACAGCUGCAGGUGGAACCUUGUUUCAAAAGUUAAAGAUGAAGGUUUAAUUUAGGGAUGCAUUCUGCGAUGGAUUUACUGAAGCACAGCGUGGAUUACUGGAAAUGUGACAUUGUGAUGAUGUUCUUUUGUUGAAACAAAGUGUAGGUGUGUGAGGGAGAACAACUUACUUGUGUCUCAGUGAAUCAGCUGAGCAAAGAGGAUCAUCUGUUUUUGGGGACUAAGGCAGAUGGUGUUCAAGGCUCUGUAGAGAAAUGGAGACAUGUUGCACAGAGGACCGUGUAGAACCCGAGGUAAGAGAGACCACUUCUAAACUUUCUGAUGGUGACUCUUUGAACGAGCUGCCAGGCGAGAAACCUUGUGGGAAAGAGCAGCUCGAUGCUAAUGUUUGUGCAGAGCAAAGCAAAGGCACUGAGAUAAAAAGCUCAGCUCAUUCUGAGCAGGAGGGCAGAAAGACAGAAUGCAAGGAGCGAAGGAAACCGAAGGAAACAAACAGCUGGAAGAUGGUGCGGUUUCAAGACCCUUCGACUGAAGAUGACGUGUCGGAGUGGGACAGCUCGGCAGAGAUUCUCUUCCCAGAAUAUGCCAUAAAGGAGUGGACGACUACUUCCUUUGAGGAGCUGUUUGCAGCUGAAGAUUGGAAGAACAUCACAGAGGACCGGUUAUUGAGGAAAAAAGUGCUCGAACCUGGUGAUGCACAAGUCCCGCUGCCAUCUUGGGGUCAGGAGGUCACCGUGAGGCUGCAAGGCGUUCUCGAGGAUCGCACUGUGGUGGAGAAGGACUGCAAGCUAGUCUUUGUGAUUGGAGAGAGCGAUGUUAUUCAGGCUCUGGAGGAGUGUGUCAUGUCCAUGCAGAAGGGUGAGAUCGCAUUACUGCUGGCGGACUCUCAGUAUGCCUACCAACUUCUGGGAAGAGAGCCUGAUAUCCCUGCUUGGGCUCCUUUACUCUACCAGCUACAGCUGCUGGAUGUCAGAGAGAAACCCGACCCGUUAACGCUGCCCAUCGCUGACCGCAUCCGCAUCGGCAACCAGAAGCGAGAGCGUGGAAACUUUCACUACCAGAGGGAGGAGUACAGCCUGGCUGCCAAAGCUUACUGCGUGGCCCUGGAGGUGCUAACCACACGCGGCGCAGAUGGCAGCGACGUCGGCGGGAGAGCAGAGGAGGAAGAGGUGCGGGAAUACCGAGUGAAGUGCUUUAACAACCUGGCCACCGCUCAGCUCAAACUGGAGCAGUUCGACGAGGCGCUGCGCACCAGCAGGAACGUCCUGACCCUCGAGCCAAACAAUGUCAAGGCCCUUUUCAGGACGGGAAAGCUGCUGUCAGAUAAGGGUGAAUACAAAGAGGCGAUGGAGGUGCUAAAGAAGGCCUUGAAACUGGAGCCGACCACCAAGGCGAUCCACGCAGAGUUAUCCAAACUUGUCCAAAGACAAUCAGGAAGCAACGACGCCCAGCAGUGGAAAGCCAAACCUGCAGCGAUGCUCGGAGACGAUAUCACACCGUUCCUGAUUCCUUCCAAGAAGAAAACAUCUGGAAUUUCCUGGAAGUUCAUCCUGGGAGCUCUGCUGGUGGCUCUGGGCAGCUUAGUGGCGUCGCUGAUUCUGACUGCAAGAAACUGAAAAUCCUCCACGGGAAGGAAAACCCCGUCGGGACAUACGGGAGCAGGUCGGUCUCUGUUCCACCUCGGACCAGAGAACAGCAGCACCUGGCGUCCGUACUCGUGUUUGUGAGAGUUUCAACAAAAAGUGGAUCGAAGAGUCGAGUGAAAUCCUAAUCAAUGAAGCCAGCACGAGUUUCUGAAAGUUUUUUUUUCUCAGUUCCUUUUAUUUGGGUAAUUUUUAAUGACUCUAAAAAUGUUCUGACAUCACAGAUGCAGAGGCAGUAAGAAGAAAAUCUACUUGAAAAAAUUAAACUGGUACAUG
Messenger RNA from Austrofundulus limnaeus, 2110 nucleotides. It is a transcript of the gene fkbp16, whose product is annotated as FKBP prolyl isomerase 16. Gene Ontology annotation, molecular function: peptidyl-prolyl cis-trans isomerase activity; protein binding; protein folding chaperone. Gene Ontology annotation, biological process: negative regulation of apoptotic process; protein folding. NCBI's taxonomy places the organism in Eukaryota, Metazoa, Chordata, Actinopteri, Cyprinodontiformes, Rivulidae. The transcript is spliced from 8 exons. Bases 446 to 1807 code for a protein of 453 amino acids. Gene Ontology annotation, cellular component: mitochondrial envelope; cytosol; membrane. The record is from RefSeq and is a predicted model, not a curated record.